Messenger RNA from Salvelinus fontinalis (brook trout), 5298 nucleotides. RefSeq names its product protein L-Myc-1b-like. Lineage: Eukaryota; Metazoa; Chordata; Actinopteri; Salmoniformes; Salmonidae. The record is from RefSeq and is a predicted model, not a curated record. Gene Ontology annotation, biological process: regulation of transcription by RNA polymerase II. Gene Ontology annotation, molecular function: DNA-binding transcription factor activity, RNA polymerase II-specific; protein dimerization activity; RNA polymerase II cis-regulatory region sequence-specific DNA binding. Bases 945 to 2375 code for a protein of 476 amino acids. The transcript is spliced from 2 exons.
GCCUUUUAUGCAAACCACCGUCUUUCUCCCUCGCAUCAUAUAGUGCACCAGUCGGGUUGUCAAGUGUCUAUUGUGAAAUCUAUCUAAGUUACUGGAUGUGGAAAGUAGACCUGCGAGUUACUUUUCCCAGUUUGGUGCGAACGCUACGUAGUAGUCAAAUAGUGAGCGUUCAACUGAAAGCAACAGCUAUUUAUUGAGAGUAAUUCACCGCAAGAAGCUUCAGCGUCGCUGUGUUGGUUACUACGCAUUAUAGGAAUUCAUUAAGAAGACGCCCGUUCAAUUUCACCAACGCUAAAAGGAUUAUUCAAAUAUUUAACAAAUAUAACAUAGCGUUUUUUCUCCAUCCCCGGACGAAAGUGUGUUCUAUUUAUUUCCUAUCGCCCACUACUAGAAGGCAUACAUCGCAGUGUUUCAGAAGUUUGGGGUUUGUGAACACGCCUGUUGUUAUUUAAUUAUGCCAGAUUUAGGCCUACCAGUGGAUUGGGAUUUAUUUGCUCUCUUGCUUCUCAAUGCUUUGUGAGAUAACGGUUUGUUUUGGCUACCGUAAAACGUUGAGUGUUGAUCUGAAGACGCAAAACUUUUUUUUUAUUAUUGAGACAUCUGGGAAUUGUUGUUUUGGCAACCAUUUAAACGGCAUUUUAUUAGCCACGUAAUCCUAAAGAAACAUACAGGGUGUUAUAAGCUUUUGGUGUUUAGCCUACAAAGAGAGGGUUGCUGUAUCCCCCGGUAUAGUUGGACUGUUGUAUUAUGUAAUGCAACUAUGUCGCGAAACUUGGUGUUAUGUAGUUUUAUCAUAACAGACUAUUGUGUUUAUCAUAGCAGUACCAACGUGCUAGGCUGAUUCCAAGUGCCCUCUCCCUGUUCCCGAGGUAGGAUAGUGAUAACGGAGAUCAGUUCACAGUUGAAGAGAGCGCUUCCUCAACCACGCCUGCCCUGACCUCUAGAUGCCGGGCAUAAACUCCACCACCGCCUCUCGCUAUGAGUCCGGCUGGGAGAUGGAGUACGACCACUACCAACAUUAUUUCUACGACGACCACGAUCCGGACGAGGAUUUCUCUAAAUCCACUGCGCCCAGCGAGGACAUAUGGAAGAAAUUCGAACUAGUACCAACCCCGCCCAUGUCCCCUAUCCGGACUUUGGAGGGGGCCGCUGGGGUCGGGGUGGUUUACCCUUCGUUGGGGGACAAACUCGAGUGGGUGUCCCAGUUUUUGGGUCAAGAGAACGACCAGGAUGUGCCGUGUAAACUCAGCUCCGCCGACGAGGCUUUGGGGAACCUGAGCUCCAUUAUCGUACAGGACUGCAUGUGGAGCGGCUUCUCAGCGGGCAAGCAGCUGGAGAAAGUUGUCGGGGAGCGGCUUGCCUCCUGUCCGGUGUCGGGUCCGACUAAACUGCCCGUGCAGGCGUUGGGAGCUGCCAUCACCACCACCGGGAGGGCGCAGUGCGUGACGGUGCCAGUGGACGCGGCUGUUCCAGUUCUCGGUAGCCUGGCGACGGAUUGCGUUGACCCGGCUGCAGUUCUCGCCUUCCCGCUAACCGGGGGAACGUUUAAGAAACCGUCGGUGUCCUCCGGUUCAGAGACCCACACAGACUCAUCAGCAGAUGAUGAAUCUAGUGACCACGACGAUGACGACGACGGUGAUGAUGAUGAUGACGAAGAGGAGAUUGAUGUGGUGACGGUGGAACACAACAAGCAGUACAAGUCCCGGCGGCUGGUCAACGGCAGAGUUACCGGGGGACGCGGCGGCGGGCUAGACAGGCGGACGCCGGUGACGAUCAUGGUCCGGGCGGUGAACCGUUUCCACAUCUCUAUCCACCAACAGCACCACAACUACGCAGCGCCCUCCCCGGACACACACACAGCCCCCAACCUCCCCAGGAAGAGGGUCCGACACGAGCCCUCAAACUCUCCUCAUAACUCCUCUAACACCCAGCCGCACUUGCAACCCGCCUCCACUUCCGAUCGGAACUCAGAGAGCAAACCGCACGUCGCCGUAGCAACCGUCGGGUCGGAAUCAUCUGACGCCAACACACCUUCCCCUUGCGGAUCCCCAUCUGCCUCUCCCCGAUUAUCCUCCUCCCACCCCUGCAGCCCCCAGUCCUCCGACUAUGAGGAUACAGACAAACGCAAGACACAUAACUUCCUGGAAAGGAAACGGCGCAAUGACCUGCGCUCUCGCUUCCUGACACUGCGGGAUGAGAUCCCCGGCUUGGCAGAGUGUUCAAAGACGCCCAAGGUGGCCAUCCUGACACGCGCCACUGAGUACCUGGGACAGCUGCAUUCCAGCGAGCGCCAGCGGGCACAGGAGAAACGGCAGCUGAAGGCCAGGCAGCAGCAGCUGCUCCGUAGGCUGGCACAGCUCAAACAACGCCCCUGAUCUCACUGACUGGCACGCUGGCACAGCUGAAACAACGCCCCUGAUCUCACUGACUGGCACGCUGGCACAGCUGAAACAACGCCACCUGAUCUCACUGACUGGCACGCUGGCACAGCUGAAACCACACCCCUGAUCUCACUGACUGGCACGCUGGCACAGCUGAAACAACUCCCCUGAUCUCACUGACUGGCACGCUGGCACAGCUCAAACAACGCCCCUGAUCUCACUGACUGGCAGGCUGGCACAGCUGAAACAACGCCCCUGAUCUCACUGACUGGCACGCUGGCACAGCUAAAACAACGCCCCUGAUCUCACUGACUGGCACAGCUGAAAAAACGCCCCUGAUCUCACUGACUGGCACGCUGGCACAGCUGAAACAAUGCCCCUGAUCUCACUGACUGGCACAGCUGAAAAAACGCCCCUGAUCUCACUGACUGGCACGCUGGCACAGCUGAAACAAUGCCCCUGAUCUCACUGACUGGCACGCUGGCACAGCUGAAACAAUGCCCCUGAUCUCACUGACUGGCACGCUGGCACAGCUGAAACAAUGCCCCUGAACUCACUGACUGGUUGAAUGACUGGCGGCGACCUCUAGUUGACGGAACGUACUCUUCACCAGGGCUGACUGAAAACCAGCUCCCUGACAGACUGUUAGUGGCUAGAAUGGAGAGUGUUAGACUGUUAGUGGCUAGCAAGCCUUUGGGAUGCUUUAGGCCUUUAGGACCUGGACCCUAUAUUAUUAACCAGGACUGAGUCAAAACCAGGGAUGGAUCUCAACCCUACAUUAUUAAACCAGGACUGAGUCAAAACCAGGGAUGGACCUGAACCCUAUAUUAUAAACCAGGACUGAGUCAAAACCAGGGAUGACUCUGGACCCUAUAUUAUAAACCAGGACUGAGUCAAAACCAGGGAUGACUCUGGACCCUAUAUUAUAAACCAGGACUGAGUCAAAACCAGGGAUGGAUCUGAACCCUACAUUAUUAAACCAGGACUGAGUCAAAACCAGGGAUGGAUCUGAAGCCUACAUUAUUAAACCAGGACUGAGUCAAAACCAGGGAUGGAUCUAAACCUAUAUUAUUAAACCAGGACGGAGUUAAAACCAGGGAUUGAUUGAGGUUGACCCUAUAAUAUUUGCAAACUGUGCAGCUAUUGUAUGUCCUGUUAUUGUCUGUAAGGUUUUAUGAUGUCAUGAGUGAAUCCAUCGAUUGUGAACUAUGUCCAGAUCAGCAUGGCAAUGUACAUAGACGGUCACGUGUGUGUGUCUCUCUCUCUCUUUGUGUAUCUCUCUGUCGCUCUCUCUCUUUCUCUUUGUGUAUCUCUCUCGCUCUCUCCCUCUGUGUGUGUGUGUGUGUGUAUGUGUCUUUAUCUCUCUCCCUCUGUGUGUGUGUGUGUGUGUGUGUGGGUGUGUGUGUGGGUGUGUGUGUGUGUGUGUGUGUGUGUGUGUGUGUGUGCAUGUGGUACUAGUAUCCUUCUGUAAUGAAACAACAGCAAAGCUUUCAGAUCUCUUCCUAUUGUCUUUCCUGUGUUUCCUGAAACUGGGUCAAAAAUGUCUCAAAAUGCUUCUAUUUUUGUUAAUAAAGAGGAUAAAUGAAUAAAAACAUUUAAAUAAAAAUAAUAACACUAUUGAAACUUUACUUUGAUCACAUUAGUGACACUGUUUUAAAUGCCUGUCUUUACAGUUUUUGUUUGUUUUGUUGUCAGAGUUGCGAAGGGGGGGAAGCAAAAGUUUUGUACUAUAUUUUCCUACAGAGUUGCUUUUUGGUGUGAGCUGAAGACUGUUUUUACAUUUUAUUAGUUAGAUGUAUGGUUUUAAUGAGCUGCCGUUCUCUUCUCUCUUCUCUCUGUCUCCUCUCUUUCUGUCUCUCUGUCUCUCUCUCUCUGUAUCUCUCUCUCUCUCUCUCUGUAUCUCUCUCUCUCUCUCUCUGUAUCUCUCUCUCUCUCAGAUUUCCUUAAGGUAAAAACACUUGCAGUCUGCUCUGUUCAAUCCAAUCACAUGUCUAGCUUUCACUCUCUAAAAUCUCACAUUAGUGUACCCAAGAGGAUCAAGUGCUUAACUGCCUUGACUGGUCCGUGGUCCCAAGUGAACCCACCAUCUCAGCACUAUCCCACCAGCUAGUUAGAAAGGCUGGGGAUGAUUAGUUCAAGCCAUAUUGAACCCACCAUCUCAGCACUAUCCUACCAGCUAGUUAGAAAGGCUGGGGAUGAUUAGUUCAAGCCAUAUUGAACCCACCAUCUCAGCACUAUCCUACCAGCUAGUUAGAAAGGCUGGGGGUGAUUAGUUCAAGCCAUAUUGAACCCACCAUCUCAGCCCUAUCCCACCAGCUAGUUAGAAAGGCUGGGGAUGAUUAGUUCAAGCCAUAGCAACAGAGUUGCUCUGAAACUAGGUUUGUGUUCCAAAUGCGCACUCUUCUUUAUAUAGUGCACUAAUUCUAACCAGAGCCCUAUGGCACCCUAUUCCCUAUAUAGUGCACUACUUUUAACCAGGGCUCUAUGGCACCCUUUUCCGUAUAUAGUGCCCUACUUUUAACCAGGGCCCUAUGGCACCCUAUUCCCUAUUAUAGUGCACUUUUUAUCCUGUAUUUUUUGGGCAGGAACCCUAUGGGUCCUGGUCAAAAGAAGUUCACUAUGUAGAGAAUAGGGUGCUAUUUGGCCCUAGUCCUGUACUGUAACAGACUUGAGGGUGUGUCUUAAUAUAGCCUACUCAGUGGGCUGUCAUCAUCCUUAACCAAUGAGAGAUCUCAGGACACCGACGAAGAAGUGCUCAUCGUUAUUGUUUAUUUUAUUGUGUAUGCUUUUUUUCAUCUUACUUUAAACAACACAUUCUGUAUUUUUUGUUAAGGGCUUGUAAAGUAAGCAUUUCACGGUAAAGUCUAUACCUGUUGUAUUCGGCACAUGUGACAAAUAAAAUUUGAUUUGAUCUGUU